Messenger RNA from Cynara cardunculus var. scolymus (artichoke), 2932 nucleotides. RefSeq names its product 1,4-alpha-glucan-branching enzyme 1, chloroplastic/amyloplastic-like. The record is from RefSeq and is a predicted model, not a curated record. Gene Ontology annotation, biological process: starch metabolic process; glycogen biosynthetic process. Gene Ontology annotation, molecular function: cation binding; hydrolase activity, hydrolyzing O-glycosyl compounds; 1,4-alpha-glucan branching enzyme activity. Gene Ontology annotation, cellular component: cytoplasm. Bases 50 to 2632 code for a protein of 860 amino acids. NCBI's taxonomy places the organism in Eukaryota, Viridiplantae, Streptophyta, Magnoliopsida, Asterales, Asteraceae. The transcript is spliced from 23 exons.
AGAUCUAAAAAUCUUGCAGAGAUUUCUUCAUUAUUAGUUUUUAAGGAAAAUGGUUUAUACGCUGCCUGGGAUUCGGUUGAAUACUCUUCCACCAAUUUCUCAUUGUGGUGGUGAUCGGAGGACUACUGUUGCGGCUUCUACUUCUACAAAUCUUUCAGUAUUGUUCAGGAAAAACACAUUAACUCGGAAGUUUUUAGCUGGAAGGUCUGUGUACGAGUUUGAAUCUCCAUCUUUUAUGGUUGCUGCAACGGAGAAAGUGCUUGUUCCUGGCAGUCAAAGUGAUGCUUCUUCUUCAACUGAACAAUUGGAAGCUCUUGGUACAGAUGCCAAAGAUUCCAAAAUAUCGCAAAAUGAAGUCAGUCUGGAGGAAGAACAACUUGAUGGGACAACUGAAAAGGAUUUUGUUACUUCACCAGUUCUGGUUGAGGAUAUUGCAGCUACGGAGGAAGUACGUUCAGUUUCAUUAGUUGAGAUAGGAAAAGAAAGUGCAGCGAUCAGACAGAUGCCUCUUCCUCCUCCUGGAAUUGGGCAGAGAAUAUAUGAGAUCGAUCCACUUUUGGACAGGCAUCGUGAACAUCUUGAGUACCGGUAUUCGCAUUACAAGAAGAUACGUGAGGCAAUUGACAAGUAUGAAGGUGGUUUGGAGGCAUUUUCUCGUGGUUAUGAGAAGUUGGGUUUCACUCGAAGUGAAACAGGCAUCACCUACAGGGAAUGGGCACCUGGAGCGAAGUCUGCUUCACUUAUUGGAGAUUUCAACAACUGGAAUCCGAAUGCUGAUGUUAUGACUCGGGACGAAUUUGGUGUAUGGGAGAUCUUUUUGCCGAACAAUGCUGAUGAUUCUCCACCUAUUCCGCAUGGUUCUCGAGUGAAGAUUCGUAUGGAUACUCCAUCUGGCCUUAAAGACUCGAUUCCUGCUUGGAUCAAGUUUUCUAUACAGGCUCCUGGUGAGAUUCCUUAUAAUGGAAUUUACUAUGAUCCCCCAGAAGAGGAAAGAUAUGUGUUUCAACAUCCUCGGCCAAAGAAACCAAAAUCUCUUAGGAUUUAUGAGGCACAUGUUGGAAUGAGUAGUACGCUGGACAGAAACAAACGCUCUACCCUUUGGAGUAGAGGUAAGGAACCAAUGAUCAACACCUAUGCUAACUUCAGAGAUGAUGUUCUCCCUCGCAUCAAAAAGCUUGGUUACAAUGCUGUUCAGCUCAUGGCUAUUCAAGAGCAUUCGUAUUAUGCUAGUUUUGGGUACCAUGUGACAAAUUUCUUUGCACCUAGCAGUCGUUGUGGGACUCCAGAUGAUCUUAAAUCCAUGAUAGAUAAAGCCCAUGAGUUGGGACUGGUUGUUCUCAUGGAUAUCGUGCACAGCCAUUCAUCAAACAACACUUUAGAUGGUCUAAAUAUGUUUGACGGGACGGAUAGUCAUUACUUCCACUCUGGAGAACGAGGUUAUCAUUGGAUGUGGGAUUCUCGCCUUUUCAACUAUGGACAUUGGGAGGUGUUAAGAUAUCUUCUUUCAAAUGCAAGAUGGUGGUUGGAUGAAUAUAAGUUUGAUGGAUUCAGAUUUGAUGGUGUGACUUCAAUGAUGUACACGCAUCAUGGUUUACAGGUAGCGUUUACCGGAAACUACAAUGAGUAUUUCGGGUUGACGACCGAUGUUGAUGCUGUGGUUUAUUUGAUGCUGGUAAAUGAUCUUAUUCAUGGGCUCUUCCCCGAAGCAAUCUCUAUUGGUGAAGAUGUGAGUGGAAUGCCGACAUUCUGCAUUCCUGUACAAGAUGGCGGUGUGGGGUUUGACUACCGUUUGCAUAUGGCAAUUGCUGAUAAGUGGAUUGAGCUUCUCAAGCUGAGGGACGAAGAUUGGAAAAUGGGCGAUAUCGUUCACACACUUACCAAUCGAAGAUGGUCAGAAAAUUGUGUUGCUUAUGCCGAAAGUCAUGAUCAAGCUCUAGUUGGUGAUAAAACUCUUGCAUUCUGGCUUAUGGACAAGGAUAUGUAUGACUUCAUGGCAGUGGAUAGACCGUCAACUCCUCUUAUAGAUCGUGGUAUAGCAUUGCAUAAAAUGAUCAGGCUUAUUACAAUGGGAUUAGGUGGAGAAGGGUAUUUGAAUUUUAUGGGAAACGAGUUCGGGCAUCCUGAGUGGAUAGAUUUUCCAAGAGCCGAUCAACGUCUUCCAGAUGGGAGAUUUAUACCUGGGAAUGGUAAUAGCUUUGACAAAUGUAGGCGUAGAUUCGAUCUGGGGGAUGCUGAAUAUUUACGUUAUCAUGGGUUACAAGAAUUUGAUAAGGCGAUGCAGCAUCUCGAGGAAGCUCAUAAAUUCAUGACUUCAACACACCAGUAUAUAUCACGGAAACACGAAGGAGAGAGAGUAAUCAUUUUUGAAAGAGAAGACUUGGUUUUCGUCUUUAAUUUCCACUGGCAUAACAGUUAUUCAGACUACCGGGUGGGCUGUUUAAAACCUGGAAAGUAUAAGAUUGCCCUGGACUCUGAUGAUCCGUUAUUUGGAGGCUUUGGUAGACUUGAUCACGAUGCUGAAUUUUUCACCUUUGAAGGAAGCCACGAUAACAGACCUCGAUCAUUCAUGGUAUAUGCGCCUGCCCGCACAGUAGUCGUCUACAAACUCGUAACUGAUGCUGUCAGUAAGUAGCUGUGCUCUAAGGCUAUGUUUUGCAAGAUCUGCUGUGCAAAGUUGCAGUGGUUGACCAUCGAGAAAGGGGAAAUGCACAGAGGAAAAAACGUCUGUGUCGGUUAAGUUGGUACUGACAAGGCUCGAGAUUACAAACGAUUUUGCAAUCGUUAUUAGUUCUAAUAAAGCGCUUGAUGUUCGAGUAGUUAAGAUCUUUGUUGCAAUGUAUAGUGUUAGAAAACAGAUGGUUUAUACAUCAAAUAAUCUUUACAGUAAAUAAAUAGAUGUUCUUUUUGAAAUUUAAGCCAUGACUUUACACUA